Callorhinus ursinus (northern fur seal) is the source of this 4460-nucleotide messenger RNA. RefSeq names its product MAGUK p55 scaffold protein 7 (gene MPP7). Gene Ontology annotation, molecular function: protein binding. The record is from RefSeq and is a predicted model, not a curated record. NCBI's taxonomy places the organism in Eukaryota, Metazoa, Chordata, Mammalia, Carnivora, Otariidae.
CUUUGCCUCCGGACCCGGGACUGCAGCGGCCGGAGCGAUCGCGCCUCUCGCGGGCCACGGCUGCCCAGAGCAGAAACGGCCUGCUCGAUAUAUAAAUCUUGGUCGACAGCGUGGCUGCAGGCUACUGACUGCAGUUCUCUGUGGCUUUCUAAGUGGUGAGUGGUGUGGCUGUCCCAGCCUUCAGCGGCUUGCAUCAUGCCAGCUUUGUCAACAGGAUCUGGGAGCGACACAGGUCUGUAUGAGCUGUUGACUGCUUUGCCAGCCCAGCUGCAGCCACAUGUGGAUAGCCAGGAAGACCUGACCUUCCUUUGGGAUAUGUUUGGUGAAAAAAGCCUGCAUUCACUGGUAAAGAUUCAUGAAAAACUCCACUACUAUGAGAAGCAGAACCCCGUGCCCAUCCUCCACGGUGCAGCUGUCUUGGCCGAUGAUUUGGCUGAAGAGCUUCAGAACAAGCCAUUAAACAGUGAGACCAGAGAGCUGUUGAAACUACUGUCAAAACCCAACGUGAAGGCUUUGCUCUCUGUACAUGAUACUGUGGCUCAGAAGAAUUAUGAUCCUGUAUUACCUCCGAUGCCUGAUGAUAUUGACGAUGAAGAAGACUCAGUAAAAAUCAUUCGUCUGGUCAAAAAUAGAGAACCACUGGGAGCUACCAUUAAGAAAGAUGAGCAGACUGGGGCCAUCAUUGUGGCUAGAAUCAUGAGGGGAGGAGCUGCAGAUAGAAGUGGUCUCAUUCAUGUUGGUGAUGAACUUAGGGAAGUGAAUGGGAUUCCAGUAGAGGAUAAAAGGCCUGAGGAAAUAAUUCAGAUUCUGGCUCAGUCUCAGGGAGCAAUUACAUUUAAGAUCAUACCCAGCAUCAAAGAGGAGACACCAUCUAAAGAAGGCAAGAUGUUUAUCAAAGCCCUCUUUGACUAUGACCCUAAUGAGGAUAAAGCAAUUCCAUGUAAGGAAGCUGGGCUUUCUUUCAAAAAGGGAGAUAUUCUUCAGAUUAUGAGCCAAGAUGAUGCAACAUGGUGGCAAGCAAAGCACGCAGGUGAUGCCAAUCCCAGGGCAGGCUUGAUUCCCUCAAAGCAUUUCCAGGAAAGGAGAUUGGCUCUGAGAAGACCAGAAAUAUUAGUUCAGCCCUUGAAAGUUUCCAACAGGAAAUCAUCUGGUUUUAGGAGAAGUUUCCGUCUUAGUAGAAAAGAUAAGAAAACAAAUAAGUCCAUGUAUGAAUGCAAGAAGAGUGACCAGUACGACACAGCUGAUGUACCCACAUAUGAGGAAGUGACACCGUAUCGGCGGCAAACGAACGAAAAAUACAGACUUGUCGUCCUGGUUGGUCCUGUAGGAGUAGGUCUGAAUGAACUGAAACGAAAGCUGCUCAUCAGCGAUACCCAACACUACGGUGUGACAGUGCCCCACACGACCAGAGCAAGAAGAAGCCAGGAGAGUGAUGGUGUGGAAUAUAUUUUCAUUUCCAAGCAUUUGUUCGAGACAGAUGUACAAAAUAACAAGUUUAUUGAAUACGGUGAAUAUAAAAAUAACUACUACGGCACAAGCAUAGACUCCGUGCGGUCCGUCCUGGCUAAAAACAAAGUUUGUUUGUUGGAUGUUCAGCCUCACACAGUGAAGCACUUAAGGACCCUAGAAUUUAAGCCCUACGUGAUAUUUAUAAAGCCUCCAUCAAUAGAGCGUUUGAGGGAGACAAGAAAAAAUGCGAAGAUUAUUUCAAGCAGAGAUGACCAAGGUGCUGCAAAGCCCUUUACAGAAGAAGACUUUCAGGAAAUGAUUAAAUCUGCACAGAUAAUGGAAAAUCAGUAUGGUCAUCUUUUUGACAAAAUUAUAGUAAACGAUGACCUCACCGUGGCAUUCAAUGAGCUAAAAACAACUUUUGACAAAUUAGAGACAGAAGCCCACUGGGUUCCAGUGAGCUGGUUACAUUCAUAACAAAGGGAGAUUCCCACAGUCAUCUGUCUUGUAGAGUGCAUGAUGAAAUCCGUUACCGCGCUGGUGGUAGGCUUGUUUAAUCUUUAUCACUGUUGUAGAUGAGCAGUCUUGCUUAAAACUGUUGGUUUUGUUUGUAUCUUUAUCCAGCCUUACUCCGAACACAAUAUUUGAGAAGAUCCAAAAUCAAAAUUUGCACAGUACUGUAUUUUGAGCAGAGCUUUGAACAGCUGUAUCUCCAGGAUGAGGUCGGACUUUUUAGAGAGAAACAGCUAGGGAACUGAUACUGGAGUUCAGUGCUUCCGCGGGUCUCAGACGCGGUCCCUCCAUCAAGUUGGUACGUUAACAGUUGAAGGUGUUAGCUUAGCAGCCUUGAGCAGCUCCAGGCAAACAGGACAGCUUUGCUUUUCUUUGGAUGGGUCCCUAUAGGUUCACCUAGGCUGACAGUAAGGCAUCGUCUUAACUAUUCUAAAAGCGCAACCUUUUUCUUACAUAUAUACAAUAUAGUCAGAGUGUAUUUAAAAAUCUUUCUUAAAGGAAUUACGACACAUUUGCCUUAGUGAGUGGCCUGCAUGUUAUAGCUUGAGAAGACCUCUUAGGACUACAUAUCAGUGACUCAAAUACUUAAUGAGGGGAGAUAGGACUUUUAAAAAAUGAUUAUAUAAGUAACUCAAAGCCCUUCCUUAUGGUACUAGUCUUUGUAAGGUUGGUGAUAUCUUGGGGCAAGUAAUGAUUACAAAGGACACUUUUAUUUGUAAAUCCUCAGGAUUUCCGGAGUCACCAUCUAAUAAAUUAUAAGAAUGUGAUUCCUAUUCUCAAAGUAGAUGUUUUACAUGUUACUGAUAGUUAAAAUAUGAUCAUUUUUCACACGUGCAAUUGAUCAUAUAUUUAAAUUGCACCAAGAUGUAUUUUAGAAAAACUUUCCGUGUAAUGUUAACUUACCUCUUCAUCAUCAGAAUAAUUCUCAACACUGGUCAGGUACCAUCCUAAUCUUACAAUUUUUAAAGAAUUUUAAGAAAGACUCUUGUAAAUAAUUUAGAUGGGCUCUCAUUUUUCUUUGUUACUACUGAACUUCAGCAUACUAGAAAGGGCCGUAAGUUGUUUAAGAGAACACGUCUUGCCAUUCUUGCAUGCAGUAAGACCCUGCCAAUCAAAAAUCAUAUCUAUGACUUUCAAACAGAAAAUAUUUUUUGUUGAUUUGUAAAGAGAGUUUAGAUGUCAUGUUUAAAGAAAAAUAGAAUGUAGUGAAAUUUUAUAUAUUUAUGAAAUCUUUGAAAGGCCUAUUUUUUUAAUUAUCAAAUGGAGCUAUUCAUAAAAUAAAUUGUAUGUAAAGAUGUCAUAAUUUAAAAUAGUAGUUUUAUAAGUCAGGGUCCACAUUCCAUGUAAAUAUUUGACCUUUGUUCGUACACCGAUAGCCCACAAGUGUUAUAUGUGCACUGUGCACUUGGUAGCAUUAUCCACUGGAUUUCCUUCAGAUGUGUCAAAUUUCAUGUUAGAAACAGAGACAAAAACUACUGUAAUGGCCUUGAUACACACUCACACUAAAACAAUCAGACUAAAUGUUACUUAACAUGAUCCAGACACAGUGAGUUCUAAGUUUAUAAAGUCAAUAGCAAGCCAUUUAGCUUUUUAAAGGCGUGGGGAAGAUUGGGUUGCCGUACUUUAAAGUUGUAUGGCUGCUCUAAGAAAAUCCAAGUCUUACACAGAGUGUCUGGGUAGAAGAGACUCCUCUUUUAACACUAAGAUCGCCUAUAAAUCAAAACUUUCUGUACAACGAGUAAUGGGAAAUGUAUAAUUAUCUAGGCAAUUGUCUGAGUAAUUUAGGCAGUCCAACCAGAUUCUUUACUGUGGGGGUAAAGGGUAGUGUAAUGUGGUGGAAACAGAGUCCUUCUGGCUGUCGAUGGUGAUGGGGUGUUAUUUAAAAAUAUAACUGUCCAGACCUUUCUCCCUUUCCACACUAGAACUGAACAAUGUUUUUUGUUUGUUUGUUUUUAAUGAAAAGGGGCACCCUAGCAAUUCGAGAAAUCUUUUAUUAGGUACAUGGCUUUGCAGGUGACGUUUACAUGGCCAUUGUGAUGUUUAGAGAUUAGGUUAAAACUGAGUAAGGCAGUGCCAAGGGCUCGUUGAUAACUGCUGCGGAAGGCCCUGGGCUCUUGUGUCUGCACCCAGACCUCCUCCAGCAAGGAGAUGUGCACGGUGCUCCUCACUGUACUAGUUCGGCCGGCUCCCAAGACAGUGUCAGCCACUAUUUGGGAGAAGAGGAAUGUUUGUAGUUUUAAGUCCAUAUAUUUAAAAUCCAAGAUCAGGAAAUUUUAUAUUCCCGUGAUUACUAAAUUAGAGUCAGUUAAAAAUAAAAAGGUGAAAUUGAAGUAUUUUUUUCCCGUUGCUUUACUUAUAUAGAUGUUCUUAAUAUCUUUAAGGCUGACAUUCCUGGUAUUGUAUAAUGAUUGAAUGUAUCUAAAUUGUAAUAAUUUAAAAUUAACAAACCUGUAAUCUUCAUAGAUUUACAAAGCUGUUAUUAAAAGCUGCUUGAAGAU